Messenger RNA from Lethenteron reissneri (Far Eastern brook lamprey), 3933 nucleotides. RefSeq names its product glutamate dehydrogenase 1 (gene GLUD1). Gene Ontology annotation, molecular function: L-glutamate dehydrogenase (NAD+) activity. Gene Ontology annotation, cellular component: mitochondrion. Gene Ontology annotation, biological process: L-glutamate catabolic process. The record is from RefSeq and is a predicted model, not a curated record. Lineage: Eukaryota; Metazoa; Chordata; Hyperoartia; Petromyzontiformes; Petromyzontidae.
CUCACCCCGGUUAGACUCCGACCCCGGGUCCCGCUUCACUUCGCCUCCUCCACACCGCCUCCUCCACACCGCCGCCUCCACACCGCCACCACCACCACCGCCCGCACUCGACUCGACUCCCCCGUCGCAAUGCACCGCUUGCUCAGCCUCCCCGCGCUGCGGGCCGCCGCCUCCCGCGUCGCCUUGACGGGGCCUGCUCCGACCGCGCGGCCGCUCUCGUCCACGGCAACGUUGGCGUCCUCGUCGGCGGCGGCCUCGACGGACUCGACGGACGUGGACGACCCCAACUUUUUCCGCAUGGUCGAGGGCUUCUUCGACCGCGGCGUGAGCAUCGUGGAGGACAAGCUGGUGGAGGACCUGCGCACGAGGGAGUCACCCGAAGAGAAGAGACGCCGGGUGCGGGGCAUCCUCAAGAUCGUGAAGCCGUGCAACCACAUCCUGAGCGUCUGCUUCCCCAUCAAGAGGGACAACGGCGAGUGGGAGGUCAUCGAGGCGUACCGCGCGCAGCACAGCCAGCACCGCACGCCCUGCAAAGGAGGAAUCCGCUACAGCAUGGACGUGUGCGUGGACGAGGUGAAGGCCUUGGCGUCACUCAUGACCUACAAGUGUGCUGUCGUGGAUGUGCCUUUUGGAGGUGCAAAAGCUGGAGUUAAGAUCAACCCCAGAAACUACUCGGACGUGGAAUUGGAAAAGAUCACGCGUCGCUUCACGAUCGAGCUGGCCAAGAAGGGCUUUAUCGGACCGGGCAUCGAUGUGCCAGCACCAGACAUGAGCACGGGCGAGCGCGAGAUGUCGUGGAUCGCCGACACCUAUGCCAACACCAUGGGCCACACCGACAUCAACGCGCACGCGUGCGUGACGGGCAAGCCCAUCACCCAGGGGGGCAUCCAUGGGCGCGUGUCGGCCACGGGCCGCGGUGUCUUCCACGGCAUCGAGAACUUCAUGAACGAGGCGUCGCUCAUGGGCACCGUGGGCCUGGCCCCGGGGCUCAAGGACAAGACCUUCAUUGUGCAGGGCUUUGGCAACGUCGGUCUGCACUCCAUGCGGUACCUGCACCGGGCUGGAGCGAAGUGCGUGGGCAUCGGGGAGCUCGACGGGAACUUGUACAACCCCAGCGGCAUCGACCCCAAAGAUCUGGAGGAGUACAAGCUCCAACACGGCACGGUGCUGGGCUUCCCUGGGGCAAAGCCGUACGACGGAAACAUCCUGGAGGCGCAGUGCGACAUCCUCAUCCCGGCCGCCGGAGAGAAGCAGCUCACCAGGCUCAACGCCCACCGCAUCAAGGCCAAGAUCAUCGCGGAGGGAGCCAACGGACCCACUACCCCCGACGCGGAUAAGAUCUUCCUGAAGAACAACGUCAUGGUCAUCCCGGACCUGUACCUGAACGCGGGCGGUGUGACGGUCUCCUUCUUCGAGUGGCUCAAGAACCUCAACCACGUGAGCUACGGGCGCCUGACCUUCAAAUACGAGCGCGAGUCCAACUACCACCUGCUGAACUCGGUACAAGAAAGCAUCGAACGAAAGUUCGGGAAGACCCAAGGAAGCAUCCCCAUCGUGCCCACCGAAGACUUCCAGGCGCGGAUCGCCGGUGCAUCAGAGAAGGACAUUGUCCACUCGGGGCUGGCCUACACGAUGGAGCGCUCCGCAAGGCAAAUCAUGCGCACGGCGAUGAAGUACAACCUGGGGCUGGACCUGCGCACGGCGGCGUACGUCAACGCCAUCGAGAAAGUGUUCCGCGUCUACAACGAGGCCGGCCUCACCUUCUAAAGGCCCUCACCCGAAACAACGGGACAACCACACUCACACGCCUGCACGCCAAUCACGCGCCAAACGCCGGCGCGCCAAACACCCGCACAGUACCACGUGUCAAACACCCACACAGCACCACGUGCCAAACACCUGCACAGCACCACGUGCCAAACACCCACACAGCACCUUUUAGCAUGAUGAGCUAAGACUUCGCCUUGAAGCCCUCUCUCGUGGCUAGCAGGCAGUUGGCAUUUAUGAACGGUGCAACGCGCAGGAAGUAGUUAAGAUUGACCAUGGCAUGAGCCGAGGUCGCUCAUUCCUGGGUUCACUUUUUGUUACACGAUUUUCCGUGCAUCUCUCUAAACCACUGCCCUCUGGAUAUGAUUACCACGUGGGAGUUUCACUGUUAUACGUUGCCGAACGGUGGAUGCUUGUAGCCACUGUGGCCUCAAGGAUGAGCCAUGCCGCAUUUCAAAAUAAGCAACAAUAGCGUAAGAUGUACUUUAGGGCUAAUGUAGUGUCGAUUGUCACCUGUGGGCUGUCAGCUGUUGGUGUGGGGUUAUCCUCACGGUUUAGGAGUGAAGUGAUCGCGGCUGCAAGUGUACGCUGAGACUCGACGGGUUACCGCACGAUGUACACAGACCCCUGCCAGUACACGCCACGCAGGAAGCUACAUAGUAAAUAGAAUGCUCGUUUAUACGUCCCGUGACGGGCGCAGGAAAUGUCGACACUGCGUCUUGCUUUCUCCUGCCCCAGUGCGACCAAGGCAUCCACGUUUUUAAUUUUGAAAAAUUCCACGGACAGCUCGACAAAAGUAUAACAUUGUUUAAAAUAUUGCCAAAGAAAUGUUAUGACAUUUUCUCUCUUUUUUUAUGAUUGUGCUUCAUUUUGCACGUUAAUAUUACUCAAACUAAUGCAACCCUUCACUGUGGGGACAUGGGCCACGCCAUUGUCAGAUGCCAAUUUUCAUUGGGUGUGCAGUGUCUCGUUUGUGGAUGGACCGAGUUGGUCAGACCUGUGUUGUCGUGUUCGCACACUGUCAUUGAUCAUGCCAGGAUGUGUGUAAUCUUAGGCUGAGAUUGAUGUUUUCACAACCACUGACUUUGCAAGCACGAUUAAUGCUGUCAACUCGGACGCUACGGCAGAGUUUGAGGCAGAUUUAAACGUGUGUUUUGUCUUUUGCGUUUCCAAACCUUUUAAAUGGCUGGGGUGUUGGUGUGGAUUUUUAAAAAUUGUGGUGUUUGCAACAGAAGCUAUUUUUUAUUUCAUUUCAGCAAUAUAUGCUUAAAGUCUCUUAACAUUAAAUGCAUAUGUUGUCAUACGUAUACCAUUUUCAGCCAUUCCAAAUCCACUGUUGGAUGAAGGCUGCUCAAUGUCGACAGCAGCACUGUCCAACAUUCCAUACGGCCACAAUGCAUUUCACUCGCAAACCUCCUCCCGAUACCUUCCCGGUCUCCUAUGGGCUUCGUCGUACAUCGUGCGAUGCGUUGUACUGGCCUGAAGCGAAUGCAAGGAACACUUUUCAGAAGACGUUGAUUUUUAUAUUUUUCUGAAAUGUGCGACUUCAACGAAGAAGUCUGGCUGACCUCUGCGUUUUAAGUGCAUCCACACAAAUGUACCGUCCAUUGCCACAUGCAAGCUUGUUCUGCCCCCCCCCCCCCCCGUGGAGUUGUGGCAACGAUUUACGUUUGGGAGGGGGGGCAGUGGCACUUUUCUUUUUUUAAACACCGCGAGAGAUGCCCGCACUCAAUGUGCCGCCUGCGCUCUGUGCAUUUUUAACCGAAGCAGCCUCUUCUGUGUUCCCAACGUGCCUGCUGCCCGUAAAAGCCAUCCUGCAUUACUUCGGCCAGGGUAUCGGGCACUGCAAGUCCCGCUGGAGACUGCAGAUUCGCAUUUAUCUCGAGAAGAUAUUUCGACUCUUGAAAAGUGCCUCAUUCCGUCCAUGGUGUUCACGGAGUCUCUGGGGGGGGGGGGGGGGUGCUUCCGUUUCUCUCGCAUUGCACUGAUUGUGUCACGAGUUGAGAGGGAGACUGUUGAGGCUCGCCGAUGGGGGGAGAUGGAAAGAGUGUUUCCUUGGGUCGUCACCGUUUGGCGAUCGGUGGACACUUAUGGGGCGGUGAUGACUUCAUUUCUUCUGGAAACCUAAGUUGACGUUCAAACAUUGAAUAAAUGUUGCCGUUUAAA